AUGACAAUUCUUGGUUCAGGAUGGCAGAGGCACUUCCAAAAAGACAGGGGGGUAUCUGUAAAUGAAAGUAUGAUAGCAUACAAGGGUCGAACAGGUUUGCUGCAGUAUAUGCCAAAUAAGCCACAUAAGAGGGGGAUCAAGUCAUGGGGUCUGGCAGACAGCAGGACUGGGUACAUGUUGAACUACCUGUCAAGGAUGCUCGACCCAAUGCUGCAAACUGCUUCAGGGAGGAAAAAGCCAAAAGCAGUUCAAUUGCACAGUCAGCACAUGGGAGGCGUGGACCUGGCAGACAAGCAACUGCAGUAUUACAUGGUGCUCCACAGGUGUUGUAAGUGGUGGAAAAAGGUAUUUUUGUACUUCAUGGAACUUUCUUUCAACAAUGCACUUGUCAUCUACAAAGCUGCACACCCAGGUAAGAGGGUCAAUUCUGAGAAAUUUACAUUGGUCGUUGCAACAAAGUUUCUGGAGGGAUAUGAUCGACUUGAAGGAGUCCAUGAACUUGAUCAUAACAGUAAACUACGGAUCACUAUAUAUUCUGGGGAUCCCUGA
This is a messenger RNA of Haliotis rufescens (red abalone), 549 nucleotides long. RefSeq lists its product as uncharacterized. The record is from RefSeq and is a predicted model, not a curated record. The coding region runs from base 1 to 549 and encodes 182 amino acids. The transcript has 4 exons. Lineage: Eukaryota; Metazoa; Mollusca; Gastropoda; Lepetellida; Haliotidae.